GGGGAGCGCGGCCUGUACCGGGAGCGGCGGUUCCGCGUGCCCCGGUGAGACCCCCAGCCCCCCUCCCGCAGGUCCCGGUGCGGCCGAUGCGGCGCCAUGAGCGAUCGGGCUGCGCGGGGCCGGCGCUACAACUGCCUGAGCCUCAGUGAGAGCUACCGGGGGCGGCCGCUCGAGCCCCCCCGCGCCGCCGGCGCCCCCCGCCAUGGGCUGCAGAGCCUGGGCAAGGUGCCCACCCGGCGCAUGCCCCCCCCCGCGCACCUGCCGAGCCUGAAGGCCGAGAACAAAGGCAACGACCCCAACGUGGCCCUGGUGCCCCGCGACGGCUCGGGAUGGGCCAGCCGCAGCGACCCCCCCGACCCCCGCAGGUGGGGAGACCCCCGGGCCGCAGCGACCCCCCCCCGACCCCCGCAGUUCCGAGCCCUCCGCCCCUCCCCCGCCGCAGUCGCCGUCACCGCCGGAUUCGCAGCCGCCUGCGAGCGGCACCGGGGGGACUCGGACCCCGGGGACCCCCGAGAACCCCCCCCCCGCCGCCAAGCGCGGCAAAGUCCUGGGCGCAGGCCAGCGGUUCCCCCGCCGAUGGUGCCAGAGCCCCCCCCCCUCCCGGGCCGGUUCUCGCGGGAGGAGUUCCCCAGUUUGGGGGCGGCCGCCGAGCGGGGGAGGGGCGGCCGCGAGCGGGGGGGCGCUGCCGACGCGUCGGGUGGGCGCGCACCGAGCCCCCGCCCCCACGGUGGCAGCUGGCGGGAGGGGCGCGGGGCCGAGGAGCCGCCGGCCGAGGGGGGGGGAGCCCCCCCCGGGCCCCCCCACUUCCCCCCGUACCGGGGGGUGAUGCCGCCCUUCAUGUACCCCCCGUACCUGCCCUUCCCCCCGCCCUACGGGCCCUUCCGCGGCCCCGACGCACAGAGGUUCCCGCGGCCGGGGGGUCCCCGGGGGGCUGCGGGCCCCCCUCGGGGGGGGUCUCCGCCCUCGCGCCCCCCCGUGCUGCGCCAGGACGAGCUGCGGGAGUUCGAUGAGCUGGACCAGGAGAACGACGAGGGCUGGGCAGGAGCCCACGAGGAGGUGGAUUACAGCGAGAAGCUCAAGUUCAGCGACGAGGAGGACGGGCGGGAGGAAGAUGAGGAGGAUGAGGGGAAGGAGAACGAGCCCCCGGCCCCCGCCGAGGCUCCGCCCCCCCCGAAGGAGGAGCCGCCCCCCAAAGCCCCCCCGGAGGGGCCCAAGGAGGCUCCGCCCACUCCGGCCCCGCCCGCCCGGGCCCCGCCCCCGCCGCCCCCGCCCAACCGCGGCAGCUGGGCCACGCCCAACGAGCUCCCGGACGAGGACGAGGCGUGGCGCCGCCGCCGCCGGCAGAGCUGCGCCGAGCUGUCGCAGGCCGUGGCGCGGGCGCGGCGCCGCCGCGAGGCCGAGGAGCGCCGCAUGGCCGAGCAGCGCCGCGCCGCCUGCGCCGAGAAGCUCAAGCGCCUGGACGAGCGCUUCGGGGCCCCCCCCGAGCGCCGCCCCCUCCCCAGCGCCGCGGGGACCCCCCCGGGACCCCCCCCGGGCGGCGCCGAUGGCCCCCCGGGACCCCCGCCCGAGCCGCCGCCGCCGCCGCCCCCCGAGGCCGCCCCGGAGCCGGAGCCGCGGGAGGAGCCCGAGAGCAGCGGGGGAGCGCCCGGGGCUGCCGAGCCCCCGGCCCUGGAGGUGCCCCCCGAGCCCCCCGAGGAGCCGCCCCCGGCCCCCCCGGCCCAGCCCCCCAAGGGGGACCCCAAGGGCGAGGGGGGGGCGGCCCCCCCCCGGCAGCCCCCUCCCCCGGCCCAGCCCCCCCAGUACCCCAAGUACCAGAAGUCGCUGCCCCCCCGGUUCCAGCGGCAGCAGCAGGAGCAGCUCCUCAAGCAGCAGCAGCAGCAGUGGCAGCAGCAGCAGCAGCAGCACGGGCCCCCCCCGACCCCCCCCCGGCGCAGCCCCCUCCCCAGCUCUGGGGGCUCUGGGGGCGGGGGUGCCCCCCCCCGGCGCCGCCCCCCCCGGCCCCCCCCCGGGCCCCCCAAGCUUUUCGGGGCGCUGGGGAGACCCCCGGCCCUGCCCCAGCUGGGCUUCGACCCCCGCUGGGUGAUGCUGCCCCCCUACGUGGACCCCCGGCUGCUGCCCCCCCGCGCCCCCCACGUCGACUUCUACCCCCCCGGCGUGCACCCCUCAGGGCUGCUGCCCCGGGAGCGCUCGGACAGCGGGGGCUCGGGCUCGGAGCCCUUUGAGCGCCCCUGCCCGCCGCCCCCCCUGCGGGAGCGCGGGACCCCCCCGGGGGACCCCCCAAAACCCUCCUGGGGGGGCGACGCCUUCGCAGCCCCCCCCGAGCCACGGGGGCUGCCCCCGGCCCUGCGCCCCCCGCCCGGCGACGACGACAAGGGGCUGCGGAGUGAGACCCCCCCCGUGCGCCUGCGGGACCCCGGGGCGCCCCCCCCCCCUUACGCCUACGCCCCCUUCGAGAACGGGGGAGGGGGCGCCCCCCUGCCCCGCUUCCCGCCCCCCCCUCCCGCCGAGGACCCCCCCCACACACCCCCCCCCCGGCCCUGGCCGCCGCCCCCCGCCCGCCCCCCCCCUUCAAGGAGCCCCCCCCCGCCAAGAAAGCGCCCCCUCCCCAAAAAGCCCCCAAGGACGAGGGGGGGGGCGGCGCUGGGGGGGCCCCCCCAAAAGGAGGAGGGGGGAGGGGCCCCGCGCCGCCCCCCCCGCGCCCCCCCCGACCCGCACAAGCCCCCCCGCGGCGGGGGGGGGGGGAGGGGCGCGCACCGAGACCCGCUGGGGACCCCGGCCCGGGGGCCCCCCCCGCCGCGCCCCCCCCCCCCGACCACCACCGAGGACCCCCCCGAGAAGGCGCCGCCCCCCCCGCGGCGCGCGGGGCCCAUCAAGAAGCCCCCUCCCCAAAAAGAGGAGGGGGGAGGGGCGGCGGCGGGCGAGGAGCCCCCCCCCGCCAAGGAGUCCCCGAAGCCCCCCAAGGCCAAGGCCGCCCCCUCCCCCAGCUCCCCCCGAGACCCCGGCGCGCCCCCGGGGGGGGCCGGGGGGGGGGUCCCCGUCCCGCCGCCGCCCCCGCGACCCCGCCCUGGAGCGGGGGGGGAGGGGGCGGCGCCCCGCGGGGGGGGCGGCCGCGGGGGGGGGCGCGGCGAGUUCUUCGCCCGGGGCCGGGGGUUCCGGGGGUCCUACGGGGGGCGCGGCCGGGGGGGGCGGGGGGGGCCGCGGGGGGAGGGGCCCGCGGCCGCGCCCCCCCCCUCCUCCCGCGAGUUCCGCGGCUUCCGCGGCCCCCUCCGGUGGGGGAGGGGGAGGGGGCUCGGCCGCCGCCCCUCCCCCCGCCCCCUCGGCGGGCCCCCCGCGGGGCCCCCCCCCGCGCCCCCCGGCUCCGAGCCCCGCAGCGAGGGCUCCGAGUACGAGGAGGAGCCCCCCCGGCGGCGCCAGCGCGGCUCCGAGAGCUCCGACACGGGGGGGGGCGGCAGCCAGACCCCCCCCCCCGCCCCUCCCCCCCCCCGCUGCAGCAGCAGCAGCAGCAGCCCCCUCCCCCCGGCCGCUCAGGCGCAGCCCCCCCCGUGCCGGGGGGGGGGUCGGGCUCGGAGCGCCCCCCCCCGGCGGCGGCGGCACGGGCGGGGGCAGCAGCAGGACAAACCCCCCCGGUUCCGCCGCCUGCGCCAGGAGCCCCCCCCCGGGCCCCCCCCGCGGCGGCGCAGCUUCUCCAGCCAGCGCCGCUCCGGGGGGGGGCCCGCGGGGGGGCCGCCCCCCUCCCCAAAACUCCCCCCAGAGCGGGGGGGGCGGCGGGCGAGGCGGGGGGGGGCCGCGGGGGGAGGGGCGGCGACAAGAGGGGGGUGGCCCUCGCCCCGGAACCGCAGCCGUAACACCGAGGAGCCCCCGGCCCCCCCCGGCCCCCCCGGCUCGGGCGCCCCCCCCCCGGGGCUGGCGCUGCCCCCGCCCCCCCCCUCGGCCGUGUUCCGCCUGGACCGGGUGGUCCCGAGCGACCCCGGGGGGAUCCGCAGGGCCCUGGCCCAGCUGCGCCCCAAGGGGGGGGCGGGGGGCGCCGCCACCCCGGGGGCGCCGCCACCCCCCCCUCGGCCCCGGGGCUGCCCCCCCCCCGCAGAGCCCCACCCCCAUUAA
This is a messenger RNA of Haemorhous mexicanus (house finch), 4101 nucleotides long. RefSeq names its product protein PRRC2A-like. Lineage: Eukaryota; Metazoa; Chordata; Aves; Passeriformes; Fringillidae. The record is from RefSeq and is a predicted model, not a curated record. Gene Ontology annotation, biological process: cell differentiation.